AUGGACGAAAUUGCCAUCUACGUUACUAGAGGCAAUGCUGCUGAUAAACAUGCGCAGGAAUCGCUCGGUUCCGCAGCAUCUAUUCAAUCAGAGGGCCACUAUGCUUCAUUCAGAAACGCAGAAUGUCCUAUCAACGGUGGUGCACUUACUGGAUUCGGUCCAGGUGAGAGACUAUUUGUAGCAUCACCAAAUAAAGCGCUUAUAACUACCUAUGCAUGGGGAAAGGAGAGUGCAGAUCAAAGAUUCCCCGUCCCAGAGCCACUUUCGUGUCUCACGUUGGCUAAAUAUCCACCUGGAACAGGUAUUUAUCACGAUUCUGGAAACAUAGACGAAAAAGACGAUGAAUUAGAUGCUUCAAGCAUCGAGAAACCUUCAUACUCCACGCCGUGGCUUUUAGCGGCCGGCUCAAAGAGCGGUCGUUUGUACAUUUGGGAGCUAGCACUGGGUGACUUAGUUUGUGUCAAGGAUGCGCACUACCAAGAAAUCUCUAGUAUUUCAUUUUCAAAGUGUGGCACAUUUUUGGUCACUGGUGGUCUUGACACUCGUAUUCAUGUUUGGGAUACCUUGAGUCUUGUAACGCCUGCCCUCCUGACGGGAUGCAAACCAUUCGCAACAUUUUCCAAUCAUUCUUUGCAAGUCACACAGAUUGAAAUUUACUCUGCAGCUUUGGUCUCGGAUUUCAAGGUAUACUCCUCUUCAAAGGAUGGUACUGUGUGCAUCUACGAUAUCUUGUCUAAAAGCUUGCUUACCACGUUCGUUUUGCCAUGCGCAGUCGAAUGCUUUGCUAGAGAUCCUGCCGGACGUACUAUUUAUGCUGGUCUUGCUGACGGAACUGUCAGACUGGUACCAUUAUACGUGGUAAACCCCCACAGCAAUAUCCUAGAGGCUGUGGGCGGUAGUGGAAAGGUUGUCACAGUCGAAGCAGACCCUAAUCUUACUUCUACAUUUGUUCACCAUGUGUCAACAUCUAAUGAAGGUGCACUGAACAAGGAUCUGGCCGAUAAGAGCCCACUUUGUCAUCCAACAGUCAUGAGGGUGUCUAUGGAUGGCAUGCAACUUAUUUCGGGUGACUCUUGUGGCCAAACUUUCGUGGCUGAUAUUGUCACAAAACAGGUUGUUAAAGCAUUCACAGCAUGCAAGUCCCCAAUCGCAUAUCUUUCUGUUGAUGUAUGUGACAAGAAGGCGCUUAUGGCACAGACGUUUUUCGAGAAAAAGCACAGACUUCUCCCACCUCUCAAGCGUAUCUUGGUGUCUGUGGAUCCACUUCAGCACUCGUUGACAAUGCAAUUGUCUGGUGCCACAGAGACAGAGGAGAGCUUCGAGCUGUGGCUCCAACAAAAAGCAAAUGAGGAAUUCGAAUUCACUAAAGCUUCUUUUGCGCCAUCUACAGCAGCAUCAACUGACAUUAAAAACGACGAGGCUGUCCAGCUUCAACUCAAGUUAGACAAGGUUUCGGCGGCUUACAACGAAUUGAAGGAUCAAUACGAAGAGCUUUUGGCUGCGCAUGAGCAGUAA
This is a messenger RNA of Australozyma saopauloensis, 1515 nucleotides long. RefSeq names its product WD40 repeat domain-containing protein. The record is from RefSeq and is a predicted model, not a curated record. Gene Ontology annotation, molecular function: protein binding. Gene Ontology annotation, cellular component: nuclear pre-replicative complex. Lineage: Eukaryota; Fungi; Ascomycota; Pichiomycetes; Serinales; Metschnikowiaceae. Bases 1 to 1515 code for a protein of 504 amino acids. The transcript has a single exon. Gene Ontology annotation, biological process: rRNA processing; DNA-templated DNA replication.